ACACACGUCACAGGCCCUUGUUGCUAUUGGCAUUGGGCUGAGCGCGAGAUUUAAAUGUGAUAGGAAUGUUUGCAAGAGAAACAAACCAAAUGAUGCAAGAUUUUUGAAACCAAUCAUACAAUCGAUCAUAUAGAUUGGUCAAUCAUAACCAUAUGACAGACGUUUUAUUGUGCCUCAAUGCGAAAUGGAUAUCGCAACUUAUUUACAGCACUUUGAAGACAGACUGGGCUCCUACACAGGAGACGACCCUCUGGACCCGUGGGACAAGUUUGUGGAGUACCUGGAGCAGAGACUCCCUGCUGACGGAGGCGGCGGGAUGGCGCUGGUGUUUGACGCUCUGGUUCGGAGGUUUUUAAACGUUGCGCAAUAUGCCAACGACCUCAGAUACGUGAACUACUGCAUCAAAUGUGCGGCCUUCUCCCCCGACCCCGUGGCUCUGUUCAGUCACCUGUACAGCCGGGGCGUCGGCACCACCAGCGCCGCCCUGUACGUGGCUUGGGCCCGGCAGUUUGAGCAGCGAGGGAUGGAUGAGCAGGCCCAGGCCGUCUACCAGAAAGCUGUGCAGAACCGAGCCCAGCCGGCCGACGCCGUCCUCGCUGAACUCCGGCGGUUUCAAACGGGAACCCAGAGCCAGACGGCAGCACCUGCUGCGGAUCAAAGCGCGCUGCAGAACACGGACUCAAACAACCAGACGUCCUCUCGCACAGAGCCUGCAGCUCCAAACAAGGACUCGGUGGAUUGUCCUCAAGCCCCCGCUUAUAGAACCGUCACUAUGGUGUCUCGCUCUGAGACCUCGGGGAUGUUUCCCUCCGGUCGGGCCGCCGGCGCUGUGACCGUGUCACAGUACAAUAAGGAGGACCUGGUCCUGGAGGGGUCGGAGCUUUGCUUCGAGGAAGUCCGGGCGCAGAAAUACUUGCUGCAGGAGAAGAAGGAGAGGGUAAAGAAGAUUCUGCAGGACAGCGAGGAGGCCAUAAUGGGCAUCAAAAGCACCUUUGAGAAGCUGGAGACGUGUGGAGGCUUCACUGGAGAGCAGCAGCUGUCUGGAGCAGAAACCCCUGAUGCUACCCAGAAUCCCUUUGGGGGUCCCGGGCCCUCCUACUGGCCGAUCAGCCGCCGCUCUCUGGGCCUGAGAUCAGACCCCGAGCCCGCCGCCGUCCACGAGGCCGACGCCCACCACACCUCUGUCGAGUGGCCUCGACUGCAGCCCGGCUCCGUGAGCUCGGGGGUUUCCCAUCAUGCACCUCACCUGGCCGGCGGGGGCAUCCAGACCUGGAUGGCGGCGUCCCGGUCUCUCCACGGGGACGCCAGCGCUCUCUGUCGGGACGAGCUGGAGCUCAGCGCCGCGUGCCAGGACGUCGUCCAGGAGGAGAAGCUCAACGUGUCGCAGGGCGGGACAGCCAACCUGUCUCACAUCACGCCCAACACCUCGCUGGGCUUGGUUCAGGCCACGCCCUCCAGGGCGCUGCCGUCUCCCACCGUCAACACGCGCGAGGCUCUGGGUGUGAUCAUGGACAUGUUCCAGGCGUCGACGCUCCUGGAGGACCCGUCCGGCGCCGCCGCGCCGCUCCGGGCCGCCGGGCAGGACUUUGAUCCCGGUCACCAUGGCAACAGCGUCCCGGCAGCUCCGUUCAUGGUCUUUGAGGACGAGGACAGCGGCAGGGCCGCGCCCCCUGAGAAGUGUAAGCCAAUCAGAGCUCUGCUGGAGAUCCCGGCCCCCACCAGACCCAACGAGACCCUGGAGCCCCCCCCCGAUGAGAGCACCACGUGGGGCGCUCGCUACAACUCCCUCUGCUCGCUGGCAGCGUGUCCCAACACCACCAACGACUUUAACAUGCUGGCCCGGUUCGUCUCCACCCCCUCCACCCAAAAGGCCCCCUUCUCCUUCUGUGAGGGGCAGCAGGAGAACGUCUGUGGAGACGGGGAGGACGAAGCUUUCCUCAGACGGCAGCCGAAGAAACUCAGCCCCAUUCAGGAGCAGAGUCCGUCCAACGACGCGACCUUCGGUCCACCCCCCCCUUCCUCCUCCGCUGCACACGGCACCAUCGUCGGCGAGGGCCUCGCCCCCCCGCCCCACUGCGCCUCCUCAUCUAUCACCAUGGUGCAGCCCCCCCCUCCCGGCGUGCUGUCCUUCAGGGACCAGACACUGUGUCCCGUUGGCUCCUCGCCCGCCGGCUGGGACGUUUACACGAGCCCCGAGCGCCAGGGGGCGGAGCCAUUCACCGUCAUGGAGGACUCGGACAAACCCGCCAGUCCUGCGAGGGCGCGGGGGGGCGACGGCGGCGGCGUCCCCAUGAGCCCGGAGGGCUUCGUCUGGAGCCCCGAGCGGCGGGACGCCUCCCCGAGGCCCCGCCUCCAGUCACAGCUCAGUGCCGACGUGCCCAUGAGCCCGGCGGGGCUGCGAAUCGCCGUCGAGGACGAGAAGAUGGACAGCCCCGGCGCCGUGCCAAUGGACGCGGAUGGGGGGGCGGCUGCGGUCCAUCUGGUGUCGGACCCCUGGGACGAGGAGCUGAUGGCCCGUCUGAUGGCGUCGCUGACUCCGCCCCUCGACACACACCCCCACUGCGUCCGCUGGCAGUGCAAAGUCCCCAACAUCGCCCCCAAGACCACCAUCAGCAUCGGAAACGCGUCGCUGCGAGUCGACUGCGUCCUCGGGAAAGGAGCGUUCGCUACGGUUUACCAGGCGACCGACCCCGUGACCUCCGCCCGGACGGUGCUCAAGGUCCAGAAGCCAGCCAAUCCCUGGGAGUUCUACAUCACCACGCAGCUGGACGCCCGCCUGCGGCCGGACGUCCGUCACCUGUUCAGCACCAUCCGCUCCGCCCACUUCUUCCUCAACGGCAGCGUGCUGCAGGGCGAGCUCCACAGCCACGGCACCCUGCUGAACGUGGUGAACAUGUACAAGACCCUGAGCGACAAGGCCAUGCCGCCGCCCCUCAUCAUGUACUUCACUGUCUGCAUCCUGCACAUGGUGGAGCAGCUGCACGCCGUCCACAUCAUCCACGCCGACAUCAAACCCGACAACGUGCUGCUGGGGGAGAGGUUCCUCGACAACAGGUGCUUUGAGCCGGAGAGCGUGGACCACGGCCUGCACCUCAUCGACCUCGGCCAGAGCAUUGACAUGGAGCUUUUCCCAGAAGGCACUGCUUUCACCGCCAGGUGCCUGACGUCAGGCUUCCAGUGCACCGAGAUGCUCAGCGGGAAGCCCUGGAGCUACCAGACGGAUUAUUUUGGGAUAGCGGCGACCGUCUACUGCAUGCUGUUCGGGUCGUACAUGCAGGUCACCAGUGACGGCGGCGUGUGGAGGACCAACGGCGUCUUUAGGAGGAAGCCCCACGCCGACCUGUGGCAGGACUUCUUCCACGCCCUGCUCAACGUGCCACAUGGCGCCCCCCCGCUGAGCCUGGGGGGCCUCCGGCGCUCGCUGGCCUCGACGCUGCAGGAGAACUACGGCGCCAAGCUGCCGGCGCUCAAGAGCCGCCUGAUGGUUCUUCUUCUGGAGAACCGCAAGGCGGCGAAGAGAUGAGCGGGAGGCGGGGCUUAAAAAACAUCAGUCAAUUAAAAAACAUGUAAUUAUGAUUCACUUUCUCUUUUUUACCUGCUUUCAGAUGUCUGAAUGAGACGUGCUGCUUUAUUAAAGUUAUCUGAUCUGCACGUUCUUUGGUUCUUUUAUUACUCAGAAAGUAUUUUAUUCCAUGUUCUAAUUUUUGUGUUUUAAUCGAUUACAUCAGUUAUUAUUUGCUGCUUUCUAUGAAAAGAAAAGCAAGCCGUUCAUUUCAUGUUGUUGCUUCUGGUCAAAUUAAAGUCGUUCUGGACGUGGCCACCAGGGGGCGUCACGCUAACUUUAAUCUCAGAGUCCUGAGAGGUUUAGCUUGUUUACCCAGCAUGCCUCAGGGCGUGUCCCCCUGCAGAUGUCUCUACCUGUUCAGACCUGUAGCUCCGCCCACUUGUCCCUCACAGCCGAAAGAUCCGGCUUCCAAAACAAGGAGCAGCAGACCAAUGUAACCUUUAAGGGGGGGGGGUGUAGACUGCACCUUUGAAUCUGCCCCUCCCUCCUCCGUGCUGCCUUCAAGUUCUGUUGGAACUGUCUAAACUGGCCUCAGAUCAGUGAAACCUUCACAAUAACUUUUAGCUGCAUUAACAAAUGAGCAAAAGGAAAGAAAUGUUGAGCGUGAUAAAUGAGCAAUAAACAUGAAAAUAUUAAACAAAUGUAUUAUUAAAUAUUCUUACCUGAUGUGGUUCUUUCUGUGUGACAUUACAUGUUCACCCUAUUUUCAUUUAUUCAUAAUUUAUUCAGUUUUAAAAUAAACUU
Molecule: messenger RNA, 4309 nt
Organism: Pungitius pungitius (ninespine stickleback)
Lineage: Eukaryota; Metazoa; Chordata; Actinopteri; Perciformes; Gasterosteidae
Gene: bub1
Product: BUB1 mitotic checkpoint serine/threonine kinase
Exons: 24
Coding region: 185-3523 (1112 amino acids)
Biological process (GO): meiotic sister chromatid cohesion, centromeric; protein phosphorylation; mitotic spindle assembly checkpoint signaling
Cellular component (GO): nucleus
Molecular function (GO): protein kinase activity; ATP binding
Source: RefSeq, a predicted model, not a curated record